Messenger RNA from Scutellospora calospora, 657 nucleotides. Lineage: Eukaryota; Fungi; Glomeromycota; Glomeromycetes; Diversisporales; Gigasporaceae. The record is from the annotation of a GenBank genome assembly.
AUCAUGUUCGUUGUUUACAAUCAAUUGCGCUGCGACGUGAAGAUAAAAGUCGUUGGGAACGUCGUGUAGCAUUGACGCCGGACUCGGUUGCUAGUUUAAUAAAAGAGACAGAUGCUGGAGCAAUUGUUCAAGAAGAUAUUUCAAACGCUGAUGUUAUUUUGGGAAUUAAAGAAGUUCCUAAAGAACAUUUAAUUCCGAAUAAAACCUAUAUAUUCUUUUCACAUACGCACAAAGGACAGUUAUAUAACAUGCCCAUGUUACAGGAUAUACUUGAUAAGAAAAUUAGAUUAAUUGAUUAUGAAUUAAUGACCGACGCUCAAAAACGACGUUUGGUUUUAUUUGGAACGCAUGCCGGUUAUGCUGGAAUGAUCGAUGGACUUCACGGCUUGGGUCGAAGACUUCUGGGCUUAGGUUAUAAUACACCAUUUGUGCAUGCCGCCAUGUCUCAUACAUAUAAAUCUCUAGAAUUGGCAAAAUCUGCAGUUAAUAAUAUAGGUGCCGCAAUUGUCGAUGAAGGCCUUCCGAAAGAUUUUAGUCCUAUGACUUUUGUUUUUACUGGAACUGGAAACGUUUCCAAUGGUGUACAAGAAAUAUUCAAACUUCUGCCACACGAAUACAUUGAAGUAAAAGAUUUGCAAGAGUGUGUCACAACACCUC